CGCCCGCCGCCCCGCCCAUGGGCCGCCAGCCCCCGCAGCCGCCCGCCCGGAGGACCGCGCCGAGGGGGGGAGCCGCCUGAAGGACCGCGACGGCCGCGCCCGCAGGUCAGAGCAUUUGAGAUGUGAUACAGACGUUUGGAAAAGCAUCUGGAUUCCUGCAUGGAAUUGAGACCUCCCCCAGCCUUCAGGAUUCUCGCCCACAGAGCCUGAGGAUCCAGAGAAGCCGCAAGGCUCGGAUGUAGCAUUCCCUGAUUGAUGAGUUCCCUCGUCGGUGGGAUAUUCCUGUUUCUCCUCGGGGGAGUAUUGCAAGAACAAAUGACGUCAUCUGGAUGUCAGCAUGGCAGCCACAAACCUGGAGAACCAGUUGCACAGCGCCCAGAAGAACCUCCUCUUCCUUCAGCGGGAGCAUGCCAGCACCCUUAAGGGGCUGCAUGCUGAGAUCAGGCGACUGCAGCAACACUGCACAGAUUUAACAUAUGAGCUGACCCUCAAAAGUUCGGACCAGACAGGAGAUGGGGCUUCCAGAAGCAACGAGCUGAAGAGGAAGUGCGAGGAGCUGGAGGCCCAGCUGAAGCUGCAGGAGGAGGAGAACAACGAGCUGCUCAAGCAGCUGGAGCAGAAGAACGCCGUGAUCGCCGUGCUGGAGAACACCGUCAAGGAGCGCGAAAAGAAGUACCUGGAGGAGCUGAAGGUGAAGAGCCACAAGCUGAACAUGCUGUCCAGCGAGCUCGAGCAGCGCGCCGGCACCAUCGCCUACCUGACCGCCCAGCUGCACGCCGCCAAGCGGAAGCUCCUGAGCGCCGGGGGGGCCUCGGACGGCAGCCCCUCCGGGAGCCCCGUGCUAGCCAGCUACAAGCCGGCUCCCCCCAAGGACAAGCUGCCCGAGACGCCCCGCCGCAGGAUGAAAAAGAGCCUCUCAGCCCCCCUGCACCCGGAAUUUGAGGAGGUCUACAGAUUUGGGGCCGAGAGCCGGAAACUCCUCCUUCGGGAGCCGGUGGAUGCCAUGCCUGACCCCACCCCGUUCCUGCUGGCCAGGGAGUCCGCCGAGGUCCACGUCAUCAAGGAGAGGCCUCUGGUCAUCCCCCCCAUCGCCUCCGACCGUGGCCCGAGCGAGCAGCACAGCCCGGCCCGCGAGAAGCCACACAAGGCUCACGUGGGGGUGGCCCACCGCAUCCACCACGCCGCCCCACCGCAGGCCCAGCCCGAGGUGGAGACGCUGGCGGUCGACCAGGUGAACGGAGGGAAGGUCAUGAGGAAGCACUCAGGGACGGACAGAACUGUGUGAAGCCUGCCCCAGGCGACCCUUCACCCUCGGCUGUCGAUGCACUGUGAUCACUACAAGGAAAAAUUCAUCCAUACUUUUUUUUUUCUUAAUUCCCAUGCAUGCCAAAUUUUUUUCAGACCUGUCAACAGAUGAUUCUUCUCCUGCUCCUCUUGCCCUCUUACUGACACCAAAAUAUGAUCGUGUCCCUGCUGCAGAAUACGUAUUUACUAAUCGCUGUGGCCAAACACCUGUGUGCCGAAUCGCUUGCUUCUAAUCCCACUCUGUGUACCUCCGCGCGCUCGUGGACAGAGCACAGGCCACAGGCUCUCUCACUACUCGACGUUAAUGAAAUCGGAUAGUCACACGCCUCAUUAUACAGCCAGAGCAACACAUGCCGACCGACCUCGACCCCUCGCUCCAGUUUCCAGGGCAGCCCAUCCAGAGCAGCCCCCGCUCACUCCUGGAGACCCUGUAACCUCCCGACAAGCCUUUCCCAGGGCGGCACAGAUAGCCGAGCAGCUAUAGAUGUGUAUCUCGGGAACGAAAUAAGAUGAUGUUACUUCUCAUACCACCACAACCUGAAUGUGUGUUCAUAUUUUUUGUUAGUUUUAUCCAAAAUGUUCAAGAUCCCAACAAACUUUAUUUUCUAAACCUG
Lutra lutra (Eurasian river otter) is the source of this 1919-nucleotide messenger RNA. RefSeq names its product coiled-coil domain containing 92 (gene CCDC92). Bases 338 to 1285 code for a protein of 315 amino acids. Lineage: Eukaryota; Metazoa; Chordata; Mammalia; Carnivora; Mustelidae. Gene Ontology annotation, cellular component: centriole. The transcript is spliced from 5 exons. The record is from RefSeq and is a predicted model, not a curated record.